Molecule: messenger RNA, 4248 nt
Organism: Macrobrachium nipponense
Lineage: Eukaryota; Metazoa; Arthropoda; Malacostraca; Decapoda; Palaemonidae
Exons: 4
Coding region: 477-3308 (943 amino acids)
Source: RefSeq, a predicted model, not a curated record
GAGAGAGAGAGAGAGAGAGAGAGAGAGAGAGAGAGAAUAGCAUAGAGUAAUUAUAACUCCGCUAGUGAUGUUUGCCAACUGUUGACUUGGGUGCUUGUUCAUGUCUAUGAGCAUGUAUGUAUGUAUGUAUGUAUAUGAGUGCUUUAAUGUAUGUACAUAUGUAUGAAUAUAUGUAUGUAUGCGCAUCUGCACUAUGUGCUUUGUAUACUGUACGACACUUUCGCUGUUGUGCCCAGCUGUGGCCUUGAGGAACAGAGGAAGUCAGUGACGUUCACUCUGUGUGGCAAGUCGAGCCAGUGAGAGCGAGGAUUGCAUUAGAAGUGUUUUUGUUCUUCGUCGUCUCGUCGUCUUGAAAUAAGAAGAGGAGGAAAGAAAGAAUAAGUUGCUUGUCAAUGAAGCCUUUUGCAAGAGAAAAUAUGGAUGCACAAGCAUAGACUCUGUUUCUUAGCCUCCCCCAGUUUUGAUUAUAAGAAAAAAUGGCUUCCUUAGGAUCAGUUUUUUCUUCAAAUGAUUUGAGAAACUUGAGACUGAACCUGUUUGUGAGGAAGUAUGGAAAAAAUGUGGUUCACUUCAUAUUAACCUUCCAUUUUCUCCACGGACAAAACAAGAGCAUCCGAGAGAUUCUCAUCGAUAACCAAGUUCCAUUACAAGGGCGAUGUCCUUUCAAUCCCCAGGAAAUCAAAAAUAUCACUGAAAAGUCUCCAGAAGAUCUGGACAUCACAGUGAUGAACAAAAUCUGCCAGGUUCUUUGGCAAAAGGGGGUGAAUGACCCUGGUGACACACUCAAAGGAUUAUUGAAAAAGAUCAAAGAUAAGAGAAACUUUGUUAGCCAUGAGGAGCCGCGUAUGUCAGACACUGACUUGGAAAUUAAACUCAGAGACUUUCAAUCAACUCUCGAGGAAACUCUUGAGAAAACCAAGUCUCUCUUUCCAAAACACAGUGCUGCCAUUGAUGAUCUUAAAACAGAGAUCCAAGAAGCUGUUCCAAAGCUCCUAGAAAAGAUCCGUGAGAAAUAUGAUCCCUCAAGCCCUCAGGAUGUACAAAAGCUUAAAGAAGAAAUAGAAGAAUUUGGAACUGAGCUUUCUGACAUGAUACUAAAAUCCACUGAAGCAGAACUCCUGUCUCUUCAUGAACGCCUCUUUCAGAUUUUGCCCUACGACUGGCUCGCUCAGUAUGGCACUACAGAUCCAGAUAACAUCAUGGUCUCUUUACAGGUGGCAGAUGAUCCUGACUUAAAUAGAGGUCCCCAAGGCAAUAAAAGUAUCAUUGUAAAUCAAACAGAAAUCCUCAACAAAGACAAAAUUGGAAAAGACCCUGAAGUUGUGAUUAUAUCUGGUGAUGCAGGUUCUGGAAAGACCACAAUUCUUUGUUCCUUUGCAGAGGGAUGGUGUAAGAAGGCAAAUGACAUACCAGAACUUUCUUCCUUUCCAUUUAUAAUCUCGAUGAUGUUCAGAAGUGAUGAACAUGACAAUUUUCAUGACUACUUCAAAAGUUUAGUCCCAAAAACUGCUGCUCUAUUUCCUUUUGAUCAAGUCAAAUCGGUAGUCCUGGGUUCAAAGUGUUUGGUCUUAUGUGAUGGCUAUGAUGAGGCCAAUGAGAAAUCUAAAAAGCUCUUUAAUGAAUUUUUAGAACUGAAUUCAAAGAACAUGAAGUUUGUGGUCACAACACGUCCAUCGAAUAUCGAGGGACUAACAAAUAUUGUGAACAAAGUAAGACGUUCCAGAAUCAACCUCAAAAUUUCAGGUCUUCAGAAAGAGGAUAUGAAAUUGCUCACAGAAAAGCUCAUUGGCUACCUGGUGAAAGAUAAUGACAUCCAACAGGAACAAAUGAAAAAAGAGCUACUUCAGAAAAUAGAAGAAAUGAACACUGGCACAAGAGCCAUCCUACAGACCCCACUGUAUUUUAACCUGUACAUUCUCCUUUACAUUGAGUGCCCAUAUUUAAGGGAUGAAUUGAACACCAGGACAUCACUCUACUUAGAGCUGAGAAAGCACAAGAUCAAGAGAAUCUCCAACAAGACAGGAAUGUCUGUUGAAUCACUGGAGGAAUUUGAUGCCAUAUAUAGAAAAUGGUCUCUGAAACAUUACAUUGAGAGAAAAUAUGAAUGGUCUCAGGCAGAUAUAGAAAGCUUUAAAAGGGAGAUUAUUUGUCCAGAGGUACUUCAAAACUUUGAUUUCAUCAUGUCGUCCUAUUUCUCCUUAAAGAAAACACAGAAGAAUCUGGAAAUUGUAAAGGUUUACUGCCACAGACACAGAAGUGAGCAGGAGUUUGCAGUUGCAGGCAAUAUCUGCGAUGACGUCAUUACAUCAAGUAGAAGGCUUCAAAGGGGAAACAUUAUACAAGAUUUGCUGCGAUUUAUAAGAUUAUGUGAUAGAAGGUUACUAAGAGGAAACAUUAUUCUAGACGUGAUGCGAUCAAAAGAAUUAUGGGAUGGAAGGGACCUAUUCCAGUUUUUUAGGAAAUUCAGAGUAGUGAUAUCCUUUAUACUAGGAAUCCUUUACAGUAAUCAAAGAGAUGUAUAUUAUAAUAUAAUCAAUGAGAUUCAUGAACUCUAUGUAUCAUACAGUCUCUCUCAAGGUGCACAGGAUGUUCUUUGUGAACCAUGUAUUGAAACUAGACUGGACUUUAAGGUUUUGGAAUCACUUGUGUCAGAAAUGAAAAAAACAUCUCUGAAGGAUCGAGUAACAUUCAGAGAACCUAAGAGUCUUUAUGUCCUACCGCCCUUACUGCCCAAACUGAGGCCCAAAAAGAUUAACCUAGAAUUUUUAAGAACUUUACUAAGUGAUGUUUCGCAAAUCAAUAAAACUCUGGAGGCUGCUGUUGUCCAUAAUAUUCGUACCGAGAUUUGGAUCAGUAAACUUUUAAGUGAUUACUCACAACAUUCAGGACAGGAGGUUUUGCAUCCAGUGGAUAAACUAGGAUUGGUCAUUUGGGAUGUUGAUGAAUACCAAGACUUAGAGAGCCUUCGUCCCAUUAACCUCAUGACUCCAGCAAAGGAACUGAAAUUGAUAUACCGCAUGUCUAAAGCUCCUGAAGAACGUUAUGCCCUGGCCAUUAACAGGACGAUUCCAACAAAUAGGGAAGAAGGCACCACUGAUUUAUGGAUUGACUUACAUAAAGAUCGAGACAUUAAGCUUCUACUCCAGCUACUAACUGUUUCGUCUUUGAGGUCAAUAUGUAUUUAUGCGAAACUUGGUACUAAGAUUGACGAUGUUGAAUAUGUUGAAGAAUUGAAGGCUCUUUGCAGGAAGAAACGACUUGGAGUAUUAUGCAGUAACCUGUGGGCUAACAUAGAAGAGAGGAAGUGAAGAAAAAUCAUUGCUGUUGUCUCUUAUGAAGAUCUUUCGGUAAAGGACAGGUGGUAUCUUAUCCUAAGACUCUUUUAUUCCUUUAGUGUCUCUAUUCUUUCCUAAAAGAGAGAGACAGAGACAGAGAGUACUGUUGAUAUGAAGACCUGUUUUAGUCAUAACAAUGGAAAUCCCACAGAGGAUCAACAGCAACAAGUCUAUCUCUCACUGCACCUCACUCUUUCUCUAAGGGUGGCUUCAGAGGAAGAAAGAGGGAGUAUUCGCUGUGCCAUGCACACUUCUAUCGCUGAAUCAGGGAAGAGGAGGAGGGAGGAGAAGAAGACUUCCAUAUUACAAUGUCACUCAAUGUACCUUUAUAUACCCUUCCAUCUUAAUACUUCCCUGUCCCCCCCUCCCCCUCCCCUCCCUAGAACUGUUUAGUCUCCCAUGACCAAGCCACCUGAAAGAAGCCCUCCUUUGCUGUAUUGAUAUCACUGAAAGAAAAGAAAAUGCUUCUUGGUCUGUAUCUGAUGUGAUAAAGUGUUGAUUUCAAGUGACUGGAUAUAUAAUGAAGAGAUAAACUUUACUCAAAUAUUUUAUUGUAUUGAUGUUAAAGCCAUAUUCAACAAGGAUCUCUCCAAACAUAGAUAGAGAACUAUUCUUCGAUAAUUCAAGAUAUAUCUUCUUUAAGAUUUAUAGACCAAGAUGAGGAAAUGACUAAGAAUGCUAAAGAGUGUUGUUCAGCUUUCUAGAUGUUGUUGUUAUCAUUUGUUUGACUGAUUUUGUUCUCUAGAAUAUAAUAUUUCUGUCAGCUUCCUUGAUGUUGUUUUCCAAGUGAAGAAAGUAGUGGUAAUUCAUUUAUCUUUACAUCCUUUUCUUGUACCACAUUUGAGAACCUGUUGCAUUUUUUAUAAUUAUAAUUUUGUUGUCAUUAGCCAUGAAAAUACACUGAACGCUUACA